CAGGGUACGGGGCUUAGCGCGCCCGACAGCAGGGCCACAACCUCGCACCUCUCCGCCUCGCUUACCUGAGCGCCGACGAACCUCCUUGUACGGCCACCGUCCACUGCCAACCCGGCCUCUAGCCCUGCCCUACUUCUCUCCCAUUGGCGCGAACUGUUGCCAUGGGGAUAGCUCCCACCCGCCACUCCUGGGUCGUAUCGGCUAUGGCUGCAGGUUUCAUUUCCGGUGCGCACACCGGAAGCGGAUUGCAGAGGCUCUUGGGAGUUGUAGUUUCGGCUGUCGCGGACCGGCGCUAGAGAGUUGUGAGGAGGUCGGUGUCGGGGACCUGGGACCUGCAUCUCUCCAUCCGUGGGAGGCUCCGAGCCGCCGUGAAUCAGAUCUUUUCACUUUGACAGAGAUGUUCUCGCUGAAUUCAUGUAGAAAAGAUUCCAGAGACUUGUUGAAGGAAUUUCCACAGCCAAAAAACUUGCUCAACAGUGUGAUUGGAAGAGCCCUGGGGAUCUCCCAUGCAAGAGACAAACUGGUGUAUAUCCACACUAACGGGCCAAGAAAAAAGAAAGUCACUCUGCACAUAAAAUGGCCUAAGAAUGUGGAAGUGGAAGGCUAUGGGACCAAAAAGAUCGAUGCUGAGAGGCAGGCUGCAGCUGCUGCAUGCCAGCUCUUCAAGGGCUGGGGGUUGUUAGGGCCCAGGAACGAGCUGUUUGAUGCUGCAAAGUACCGAAUCCUUGCUGACCAGCUUGGCUGCCCGGAGGACAGGUGGUGCCCCGAAGGCAGAUGGCGUUCCAAGUCUGGACCAUCUCUGGCUGACUUGUCGACUUGUUGGAGACGGGUGGAACCAGAUGACUCCAUCCAGUCCAUGGAGCAAGGCAGGAUGCCUAAAGCGAUGCGAAGAGAGGAGUUGGAGGAAGGGGAGCUAGAGGAAGGGGAGUUGGAGGAAGGGGAGCUGGAAGAAGACACGAUUGAUGUUACCGAUUACCUAUCUAUGGCACAGAAUGAAGCUCGGACCCCAGCUAGAGACAUGAGGGGAGGGGCCUCUGUUGAAAUGACAGAUGACAACAAUGCCAUCAGGGCUCUGACCCAAUUCCCUCUACCCAAAAACCUUCUGGCCCAGGUGAUUCAGAUUGCAACCUCUUCCUCCACAGUCAAGGAAUUCAUGCAGUUCCGUACCGUGGGCACCAAGACUAAGAUCUGCAAGCUCACUCUGCGCUGGCCCUGCCCGAUGACCUUCGCUGCCAAGGGCCGCCGCAAGGUUGAGGCCGAGAACAAAGCAGCAGCACUGGCCUGCCAGAAAUUGAAGAGCCUUGGCUUAGUGGACAAGAACAACAACCCACUGAGCCACGCCAUGUACAACAUGACGUCCCUCAGGGAGCUGGGUGAGAAUCAGAGGAGACCCUGCCACAUCAAGGUCCCUGAGGCCACCCUGCGUAAGAUCGAGAACUACCUGAACCAUUACCCGGUGGACUCGAGGGAAUCCAGGCCUCGGAUUGCUGACGACAUGAUGAACCUGAGUAAAGAGUCUGGUGCUAUCAGUGAUGCCAUCACAGGGAAGACGUACACUCCCAUGUCAGAAGGGGAGGAAGUGCGCCUUAGCCAGAACCUCCUGGCCCUUUGGAAGAGGAGGGGUUCAUCGUGGCCAGAAAGCCAUCAGCUGCCUGUGGAUCCUCACAAGGACACUAUUUUGUCGGCCAUUGAGCAGAAUCCUGUGGUGGUAAUAGCAGGAGACACUGGCUGUGGGAAAACCACCCGGAUCCCUCAGCUGCUGCUGGAGCGUUACAUCCUGGAGGGGCGCGGUGCCCGCUGCAAUGUGGUGAUCACCCAGCCAAGGAGGAUCAGCGCCAUCUCGGUCGCCCAGCGGGUUGCGCAGGAGCUGGGUCCCAACAUGAGGAAGAACGUGGGCUACCAGGUGCGGCUGGAGAGCAAACCACCAGCCCGGGGAGGAGCCCUGCUCUUCUGCACGGUGGGCAUCCUCCUGCGAAAGCUGCAAGGGAACCCCAGCCUGGAGGGCGUCAGCCAUGUGAUUGUGGACGAGGUCCAUGAGCGGGACGUCAACACCGACUUCCUGCUUAUCCUGCUGAAGGGCAUCCAGAAGCUCAACCCCGACCUGCGCCUGGUCCUGAUGAGUGCCACAGGGGACAACCAGCGCUUCUCGCAGUACUUUGGGGACUGCCCCGUAGUCAAGGUGCCAGGUUUCAUGUACCCAGUGAAGGAAUAUUACCUGGAAGAGAUCCUGGCCAAGCUGGGCCGUCACAGACACCGGCACUACGAGGUGAAGCAAUCAGAUGAUGAAUGUGUCCUCGACCUUGAGCUGAUCACUGACCUUGUGCUCCAGAUCGAUGCCCAUGGAGAGCCAGGUGGGGUCCUCUGCUUCCUUCCUGGCUGGCAGGAGAUCAAAGGAGUGCAGCAGCGCCUGCUGGAAACACUCGGCUCUCAGAACAGCCGGUACCUUGUCUUACCAGUGCACUCCAACAUCCCCAUGAUGGACCAGCAGAACAUUUUCCAGCGGCCCCCACCUGGAGUGAGAAAGAUCGUCCUGGCUACCAACAUUGCUGAGACCUCCAUCACCAUCAAUGACAUUGUGCAUGUGGUAGACAGCGGCACUCACAAGGAGGAGCGCUAUGACCUCAAGACUAAGGUCUCCUGCCUGGAAACGGUGUGGGUGUCAAAGUCAAACGUCGUGCAGAGGCGAGGGCGUGCUGGCCGCUGCCAGUCGGGCUUUGCCUAUCACCUCUUCCCUCGCAGCCGCCUGGACAAAAUGCCCACUUUCCAGGUCCCUGAAAUCCUGCGCACUCCCCUGGAGAACCUGGUGGUGCAGGCCAAGAUCCACAUGCCAGAGAAGACGGCAGUCGAAUUCCUCUCCAAGGCUCUGGAUAGCCCUGACAUCAAAGCUGUGGAUGAAGCAGUGAUCCUCCUGCAGGAAAUUGGAGUGCUGGAUCAGAGGGAAGCCCUCACCACGCUGGGCAAACGCCUGGCCCAAAUCUCCACAGACCCUCGACUGGCCAAAGCCAUUGUCUUGGCAUCCAUCUAUCGCUGCCUUCAUCCGCUGCUCGUCAUCGUCUCCUGCCUCACUCGGGACCCCUUCAGCAGCAGCCUACAGAACCGAGCGGAGGUGGACAAGGCGAAGGCUGUUUUGAGCAGAGAGAGUGGGAGCGAUCACCUGGCCUUUGUCAGGGCUGUGGCAGGCUGGGAGGAGGUGCUGAGGCGCAGAGAUAGCCGUGCCAGAGAUAACUACCUGCAGGACUACUUCCUCUACGCCCCCAGCCUGCGCUUCAUCAAUGGCCUUGUCAAGCAGUUCUCUGAGAACAUCUACGAAACCUUCCUGGUGUCAGCGCCCGCAGACUGCACCAUGCCCUCUGCGGCCUGCAACCAGUACAGCGAGGAGGAGGAGCUGGUGAAAGGCGUCCUCAUGGCCGGCCUGUACCCCAACCUCAUCCAGGUGAGACAAGGCAAAGUGACCCGGCAGGGAAAAUUCAAGCCCAACAGUUACUCUUAUCGGACAAAGGCUGGCACCGUCCUGCUUCACAAGUCGACCAUCAACAGGGAGGCCUCUAAGCUCUACAGCCGCUGGCUGACUUACUUCAUGGCGGUGAAGUCCAACGGUGGGGUCUUCGUGCGGGAUUCCUCCCAGGUCCAUCCACUGGCUGUUCUGCUCAUGACUGACACGGACAUCCAUGUCCGAGAUGAUGGCUGGCGGGCAACAGUCUCUCUGACUGACAGUGACCUUCUGGUGCUGGAAGGAGACUCGUACACAAUCCGCCUCUUGCGUGAUUUCCGUGUGUCACUCUCCAAGAUGGUGGAAACCUGCCUGUGUUAUGAAAUGUCUGCUAUCCCGGGGGACCUGCACCAUCAACACAGCCAGCUGCUUGACAUCUUGGUGGAUCUGCUCAAGGGACCUCCUGGCAGCUUUGGCGCCUAGAUAGAGGUGGAGGAUUGAGCGUGGGGACUUGUAAUUUGUAUAAAGAUGUUCACAAAUGUUUAUUUAAAUAAAGUUCUAUUUAUCCCUUGUGAAGUCAUCUCUCUCCAUCCUAGAAGAUCAGUGUUGUCAGAAUCUCCUGCUGUUGGCUCCGGGCAUGGUCAUCGUGUAGGAGGAACCAGCACCGCCCUGGCGUCGGCCGCUGCUGAGGCACAGAGAAUGGACUGGAAGUGCUGACGCCCCAGAGUUCAAUGGAAAGCCACUUCCUCUGUUCCAAAGGUCGUCGUAGCCCCUGAACUGGAAAGGAAUCGACAUGGCUGACUCCUGCAACCCUUCCGUUGCCUCCACCCUGCGGGGCAUGCCCAGAGCAGCUCUCAGCAUAGGCAGAAGAUGGACUUUCAGCUCAUGGCCGUGCCUGCACUGAGGGUCGGGGCCAGCCAGAGUGGAGCUGGCAGCUUUGCUGCAGGGUGGUGGUUUGUCGUCUUAACUUUCCACUUGCUGAGCCCAGUCUGAAGAGGCAGGAGGGAGAGCGAGCCCUGGAAGGGGCUGGACCCAACAUUCCAUGCAGAGGGCAUCUCUGAGCCUGUAGCGGCUAGAGGCGGUUUCCUCCUGCACAAAUCAAGCUGUGUUGGCAUUAGGAGUGUGAGAUGUCGUGUAGUUUCUAUCUGCCUGUAUUUUUGUCCUUUUUUGCUUUUUAUUUUUUUAAAUUUCUUGUUCUCCCUCUGUCAAGGAGGCCAGCUCCCUGUAACCUGUGCAACCCAUAAAGCGAUUGCAGAUGCCACUCAUUUUGGUAGCCCGUCUCCUUGAGUAAUGCUAAUCCCUGUUUUUCUAUGAUCUGGGACCAGAGUAGCACAGAAGCAGGGUUCUGUGACUAACGCACAACGUUCUGAGGCACGAGCUCUCAUCCCAGCUCUGUCUCAGUUCCCUGUCUGUCGAAGAUAGCAACCUACCUCACAGGGCUGUUGUGAGGAUAAAUUCACUCAUGUCUGUAAAGUGUGUGAGACGGGUAGCUGGAGAGUGCUACAGCUGAGCUGGUAUCUGACAGUGGCUUUGCAGGUGAUGUCUGUUAUGCUGGUGAAAGUCCUGUAUCCUAACAUUGCAGGAGCCUGCUUUCUAGUACUACUGCUGAUUUGCCCACCAGGGAAGUGAAAGGUGGUCACUGGACUUGCAAUUUAUUUUUAUUUCUACUGCUCUUUGUAACUAAAAAGAGAUUAACAUUACCCUAAUUGCAGCUGGCAGAGGCAUGUGUGUGAUGGCCCAGAGUCUAGUUUAUGUACAGGGCACAGUAUUGUAACUGGAUCCUGUUACACUUCUAAUUGGGCUGGUAAUAAGCCACUAGGAGCUCCAUCCUCCCACACAGGAGCCAGCAGCUUUCCUGGUGUGAAAUAACUACAGGAGCAAAAACUAGCCUCUCAUUGCCUUCAGUGCUUGCACUGGGCUAUAACUGAAGUGGAGACAUGAAGCAGCCCCUUGCCAGUGUAAUUGAAGUACUCCCUCGGGUGCAGUGGAGAUGGAAUCACUCUGCUCUAGCUGUGGGCUGAAGCACAGGGGUGGGAAAGCUCACUGGAGACCUGGAUCAGAUGUCAUUGUUGGCAGUGAGCUCCAGAGAGAAGUUACUCUAGCUUCAGCCUCUCUUCAAGUAACUUUGUUCAGAACUGCAGCUGAGGGAGGGGCUGUCUGAGGCAGCCUGGUGGUCCUGGAGCCAUGCAAAACUUUUCAUCUACAUUUCACUUGCUUGAGAGGUUGUCACAAUAAUUUGACCAGUGUUUUACUUUUUCAGCCUGUACAAUAAACAGUAUGGUUUUUCCCCUUCCAGCAGGUAAAAAAAAAACAAGCUAUUGUCUAAAUGGUUCAGAACUAGUGUGAUAUUGGGAUACUUCAGUGGCUGUUAUGUGAUACUGGAUCUUUUUACAACAUUAGAUAAAAGACAAUAAAAAGGGAUAGAGUAGUAA
Molecule: messenger RNA, 5862 nt
Organism: Chelonia mydas (Green sea turtle)
Lineage: Eukaryota; Metazoa; Chordata; Testudines; Cheloniidae
Gene: DHX30
Product: DExH-box helicase 30
Exons: 20
Coding region: 398-3913 (1171 amino acids)
Cellular component (GO): nucleus; intracellular anatomical structure; cytoplasm
Molecular function (GO): DNA helicase activity; G-quadruplex RNA binding; ATP binding
Source: RefSeq, a predicted model, not a curated record